UUAUCCCUCAUACUAUAUCUAUAUCUCUUUCACCACCACCUCCCAUCAUCAUUACAUUUACAUUACAUUACCCUCUCAAUUUAUUAGUAAUCUCUUCCUCUUCACGCCUUCUUAUAUACCUCCCUCCCACCAAAAAAUAUUAGCGCAAACGAUCCAGCGAACGAAAAUGGGUCUAGAAAUGGCGGAAGAGUUUCGAUCAAUCACGCCAAUCAAAAGAAACAACGUUCCUACCUCAACAAUUACUACUGCUACUACUCGCUUUAAUCUACACACAGAAGAAGAAGAAGAAGAAGUAUCAGAUCUAGAGAGAAGAACAAUGGAAGAUGAAGAUUACAACUACCGGACACCACCGUCAUCACCAUCCACAAACUCCGUCAAUCCGGUUUGUCCGCCGCCUCCAAGGAAACGUCGACGGCGCUCUUCUCAAUCUGUAGAGAGGAAAUUCUUUCAAGGUGUACCGGACGAUUUAGCUUCUAUUUUUCUUCUUCGCGCCACACCUGCAACAGUUUCGCACCAGUUCAAGCAACUUGCUACCUAAUUUAUCAGCAUUCUUCAAUUUCAUCUUCACACAGCAAAUCAAUGAAACGGUAUAUAUAGGAGUAUAUCUAUAUCUAUAUCUAUAUAGUAAGUCGUUUAAUUUUUAUUUUUAAUUAAUCAACACUUUCUCAUCUUCAUAUAUGUUAUUUCUUCUACUGUAUUUCUAGCAUUGUUACAGUGUAAUUUUGUAUAUUUUAAGUGUAACUGUGUUGCUAAAUAUAAAUUAUAUUAAAAAUAAAACUUUAUUGGAUAA
This is a messenger RNA of Lathyrus oleraceus (garden pea), 790 nucleotides long. RefSeq lists its product as uncharacterized. The record is from RefSeq and is a predicted model, not a curated record. The transcript has a single exon. Lineage: Eukaryota; Viridiplantae; Streptophyta; Magnoliopsida; Fabales; Fabaceae. Bases 167 to 538 code for a protein of 123 amino acids.